UGCUCGAGUGACGGACGGGAGGGCGGUUGGCCUGCAGUCGUCGCAGCCAUGAGCAAAAAGAACCCCGUUUCCUACGUGAAGCCAGCCGAGCCCGCUUUCCUGACCCGCUUCAAGGAGCAAGUCGGCUACCGGGAGGGGCCUACGGUGGACACCAAGAAGGAGCAGCUCCCAGUUCCUGAAGAUGAUGAUGAGAGCGACAAGGAAGAUGAACAGCCCCAAGUGAUUGUAUUGAAAAAGGGAGAUUUGACUGCAGAAGAAGCAACGAAGAUUAAAAGAGAGAUUAAAGACGUUUCCCAGGCCGAGGCCAAAGAUGAUGAACCUGAUCCUGCAGAUGGAAAAAUUGUUUUUAGAAAACCCCUCAAACGUUCAUCAGGAGAGAAGUAUUCUGGUUUGACAGCCAGCUCAAGUAAGAAGAAAAAAGAGACAAAGAGGAAUUCUCCAACCUCCCAAAAUACAACUAAGCAAGUGAAAAAUUGCAGUUUGCUCUCAUUUGAUGAGGAAGAGAGCGAUGAAUAGGCAGAAAGGAAGUGCAACACAAAUCAGGGGAAACGAGAAGCAUUCCAUAAGCUCAUAGCAGUAGACAUAAUGCAUUACAACUCCUGCUAAAGUUCCAACGGAUUAACCAAACCCAGUGCCGGUACUACUGAAAGUGCUCACAUACUAUUGCUUCUCCAACACUAAGAUGGUGGUAUGAGCAAGAGUGUAUCCUUGCAGAACAAGAAGAGCUCUGAUCCUUACAAUACAUUAAUAUCUGGAAAGGCCCCCCAAAGAAUGUGGUACUUCAAAUAAAAAUUUCUCCUAUUGAGUUCUUGGCAAUGGAUGUAAACAAAGACAGUAACAGAUUGAAUGAGAUUUGAAAAGUCAGUUUAAAACAUGUCUCUUGUUUUCUAUGCAGUGGGUUUACAAAGGAUCUUAUAUGAUGAGUGCUGAAAAUUUUCACUUUUAUACAAUGGAUAACCAAACAGCUUCUUGGGAUCCCUUUUACAUUGUCUGUUCCUCGUAAAUGUUAGCCAGCGAGCCACUCUCAGUGUAAAUAAAUGGGAAAGGAAUCUGUUUUGCUUUUAUGCUUUCUGAUGAAAUCAAAGCCCAGGCUCUGCUGCCAAUAUUCUCAUGCUUUCUUCCCUGACAUGCCAUUGCCAACUGCCUACAAUGAAAAGCUUAAACUAGUCAUAAUCAUGCCAAUUUUAUAUUGU
Molecule: messenger RNA, 1193 nt
Organism: Eublepharis macularius
Lineage: Eukaryota; Metazoa; Chordata; Lepidosauria; Squamata; Eublepharidae
Product: KIAA1143 ortholog
Exons: 4
Coding region: 49-516 (155 amino acids)
Source: RefSeq, a predicted model, not a curated record